Messenger RNA from Tachysurus fulvidraco (yellow catfish), 2069 nucleotides. RefSeq names its product hepatocyte nuclear factor 3-beta-like. Gene Ontology annotation, molecular function: DNA-binding transcription factor activity, RNA polymerase II-specific; transcription factor binding; protein domain specific binding. Bases 701 to 1867 code for a protein of 388 amino acids. Lineage: Eukaryota; Metazoa; Chordata; Actinopteri; Siluriformes; Bagridae. The record is from RefSeq and is a predicted model, not a curated record. Gene Ontology annotation, biological process: cell differentiation; anatomical structure morphogenesis; regulation of transcription by RNA polymerase II. The transcript has 3 exons.
UGUAUUCUUGCAUGGUAAUGGUAUUAAUGUUAUAUUAAUAUAAAUUCAUAUUUAUGCAUAAUUAAAAACUUUAAGAUAUUCAUUCAUCUGUUUUAAGUGUCUUAGAUUAUAUUAUAGAUGCAAUAUUAAUGACACUCCUUUUCUGUCAUGUUGAUACAGCGAUACGUUUCAAACAUCUGUGAGCUGCGGUCACUGCUGAAUCAUGCAGAAGGCAUUAUUAAUCAGCUAUCACACAUCUUAUGCAGGAUUACUAUCAUCUGUUAAUGAUUUUAUCGCUUCCAGCUUACAAAAAACACUGCAAACCUCAUUAAGGUGUGUUAGUUAAGACCAAAAUGUGUAAUAUUACAAAUAUGAGUGAAAUGAAUAGAGAAGUCAGGGUGCUUACAACAUCUCACCCUUUCACUAGUCUAAUUCCCAACCCACCUGAGUCUGAGAAGGGCUAAAGGGUUCAUUGUAGGAGAUGAGUGGGAUUGGGAAACACUGACGUAGAGCUCAGUGGUGUGUAUCAGCACUUCACUUCCACUCAGGCUCAGUGCUUACAGUCCUGCUCUAGAGACACAAGCCACACACGAGCAGCUCUUUCCGUUCCGCGCUCAGCAGCUAAAGCGGACAUUGCUGGCAGAGUCAGUCCCAGUCGGGUCUACUGCAGGUACUUCUCGUGCUUGGGCCGUUUAAAAGUCCCGUCUUUGGACUUUGCGGUAUGUUGGGAGCCGUGAAGAUGGAAGGACACGAACACUCGGACUGGAGCACUUAUUACGCAGAGCCCGAGUGCUACACCCCAGUUGGAAACAUGAGCGGCGGACUGAAUUCAAUGAGCGCCUACAUGAGCUGCGCUGGUGGCGUGAACGUGCCGUACAUGCACGCAGGUCUCGGCCACCCGGCUAGCGGCACGUGUACAGGGAUGACCUCUAACGGGAGCCCGACCUCCGCUCACGCCCUGGCUGCUUCCUACCCGAACCUGAACUCGAGUGCGUGCGGCCAGGUGACCGGGCGGCCCCGCGAUCCCAAAGCAUACAGGCGGAGCUACACGCACGCCAAACCGCCCUACUCGUACAUCUCACUGAUCACUAUGGCCAUCCAGCAAUCCACAUCCAAGAUGCUGACGCUGAAUGAAAUCUACCAGUGGAUCAUGGACCUGUUCCCUUUUUACCGACAGAAUCAACAGCGCUGGCAGAACUCGGUCCGCCACUCGCUCUCCUUCAACGACUGUUUCCUCAAGGUGCCCAGAUCACCCGAUAAACCAGGUAAAGGCUCCUUCUGGAUUCUCCAUCCCGAGUCGGGCAACAUGUUCGAAAACGGAUGCUAUCUGCGGAGACAGAAACGCUUUAAAUGCGAAAAAACCGAGGACAAACCCACGGAAUCGGAUAAGAAACCGCACAACGACAAAGAAUCAUCUCGACUUGAUGACUCUCCAACCAAAGACAUAAAAAGUUCCGAUCUGAAAGAUGUUAUAAAAGCGACGCAGGGUUUGAGUCCAGAACACCAGACUCAUCAUCAGGACCAUCAUCUGGAUGAACAUCAUCAUCCACAUCAUCAUCAUCCACAUCAUCAUCAUCAUCAUCCUCAUCUUCUCGCUCAGCAUCAUCCGGUGCUCGUUCACGACUCGCACCUGAAACCGGUACACCACUCCUAUUCCUUCGACCACCCGUUCUCUAUCCACAACCUGAUGUCUUCCGAGCAGCAGCACCACAAAAUGGACAUGCUGAAGCCCUAUGAGCACGCCAUGCACUGUUCCGGCGGAUACGGAUCUCCAAUGACUGGGUCACCGAUGCCACCGAUGAUGUCCACUCGAGCUAGUGUUGAGCCUUCAGCGCUUCCCUCCGAAUAUUCUUAUUAUCCGGGAUCCGCGUGCGCAAACAGGGCGUAAACAUGAUUAAAAAUCGUGGAUGUCUCAGACUUUCCAGUAAUAAUAAUAAUAAUAAUAAUAAUAAUAAUAAUAAUAAUAAUAAUAAUAAUAAUAAUAAUAAUAAUAAUAAUAAUAAUAAUAAUAAUAAUAAAACGCUCAAUUCAUGCGCGCGUUCAAAAAGGUGGCAUCUUAUUUUUACAAAUAUCAUGCGCACAGAAACAAA